CUGUGGGCGGGUUUUGGCCUUUUCCAGCCCCUGGGCCGCCCCCUGCAUUCUGGAAUCCAGCGGUCUUUGCUGGGCUGAUUCUGAGGCUGGCCAGCCAGCCGUCCCCUCUCCUCCCCGCCACCUCCCGUGCCACUUAGCUCCCCUGUUCCAGUUUAUUCCUUUUACCAUGACCACUACGCUGUUCCGGACCCCGGCCGGUCUCUGAGCCCUGGAACCCUCAGACUCCUGCCUGGGCUAUGGCCAACUCAGGUCUCCAGCUCCUGGGCUACUUUCUAGCCCUGGGCGGCUGGGUGGGCAUCAUCGCCAGCACUGCCCUGCCGCAGUGGAAGCAGUCCUCCUAUGCAGGCGACGCCAUCAUCACUGCCGUGGGCCUCUACGAAGGGCUGUGGAUGUCUUGCGCCUCUCAGAGCACCGGGCAGGUGCAGUGCAAACUCUAUGAUUCGCUUCUGGCCCUGGACGGUCACAUCCAGUCAGCGAGAGCCCUGAUGGUAGUGGCGGUGCUCCUGGGCUUUGUGGGCAUGGUGCUCAGCGUUGUGGGCAUGAAGUGUACUCGCGUUGGAGACAGCAACCCCAUCGCCAAGGGCCGUGUGGCCGUCUCCGGGGGUGCCCUCUUCCUCUUGGCAGGUCUCUGUACUUUGACUGCUGUUUCAUGGUAUGCUACCCUGGUGACCCAGGAAUUUUUCAACCCCAGCACACCUGUCAACGCCAGGUAUGAAUUUGGCCCAGCUCUGUUCGUCGGCUGGGCCUCUGCUGGCCUGGCUAUGCUGGGAGGUUCCUUUCUCUGCUGCACAUGCCCAGAGCCCGAAAGAGCCAACAGCAUCCCACAGCCCUACCGCUCUGGACCCUCAACUGCUGCCCGAGAACCCGUUGUUAAAUUGCCCGCCUCCGUCAAGGGCCCCCUGGGUGUGUAAAGUCCAGGUUCCCAGCCAGGCCCUAACCCCUACCACAUCUAGACUCUGUGUUUGUUUUUGUUUUUGUUUUUUUUUGAAAGAGAAGUGAUCAUUCGGCCCCCAAGUGUGAUGUCACUCUAUCUGUUCCCAUGCACACAGGGUGGGAUCUGGGACUAGAGAGGUCAGAGCCAACUCCUGGGGCUACUGAGGUGGGUGUCAGGGCCCAGGCAGAGCUAGCUGGAAGCAGUUAGGGUUCUUGCUCUGUAUCUCUGCCUGCCCCGCCUUGGAGUUUGGCUCCAGGACUUCCAUGACCUGAGAUCAGAGCUACCCUCGGAGGACACCUAAAGCUUGGCCUAGUAAGGGAGCAGAGCCUCAGGGCACAUGGAGGCCAUUCCAUAGGUAGAUUGUUGUAGGCCCUCCCUGGGAGCCUUCCUGAGGAAAAGGAUAGUCUCUGUGAGGCUGAACUGGUGGCUGGGCCACAGCAGAGUGAGGGGACACUGUAGGAGCUCCCUGGGUGAAGAGUGGAGAGGGGCAUGGAAGCAGGACUGCCCUGAGCCAACUCCAAAGCCUUCAUCAGCUGUCACCUUACUUCUGCAGUGACUGUCAGCGCCUCCUCACCCUGAAGUGCAGCCAGGCCACAGGGCUCUGGGUUUCCAAGCCCAGCUAUGACCUUUCAGAAAAAGGUCAAGUCCUCUGAGGAACUGAGGAAAAGCAGCCCAGGCCAGCAAAGGACCAACACAGUCCUUCAUCCUCAGUGCCCGCAUCCAGAGUGUGCUGGCCCCACCCAUCACUCUCAGGCUUCUGCCACCCAGCCCUCUCCCUGGACUCCGGGUCUGUCCCUUUCCUGGGAAGAGGUGCCCACCACUGCCCUUUCCUUGUUUCUCAUAUGCCCUCUUGGCUAGCCAGCUAGCUCCAGCCUUUUCCACUUCUGGUCUGUGACCACAGCUCCCACCAUGUUACUGAAUCCCCAGAUGCCGGCUCAGCUUCUUGCUCAAGAUUGACCAUGCAGCCUUGAGGUGCAAAGACCAGAACACUACAGCUGACAGUGGGGUGGGAGGAGGGGAGCAGAUGACCCAGAAUGGUCAGAUAA
Messenger RNA from Acomys russatus (golden spiny mouse), 1980 nucleotides. RefSeq names its product claudin 19 (gene Cldn19). The record is from RefSeq and is a predicted model, not a curated record. The transcript is spliced from 5 exons. Gene Ontology annotation, cellular component: bicellular tight junction; plasma membrane. NCBI's taxonomy places the organism in Eukaryota, Metazoa, Chordata, Mammalia, Rodentia, Muridae. The coding region runs from base 237 to 911 and encodes 224 amino acids. Gene Ontology annotation, molecular function: structural molecule activity. Gene Ontology annotation, biological process: cell adhesion; bicellular tight junction assembly.